UACCGACCCACGUGGCUGAAAUAAGCGCAAGUUCCCACCCCUCUAGCUAUCACAUCAAAACAAGACAGAACAGUGUAUGUAUUUUUCUACUAAAUGGCUGAGGAGGAAGAGCGUCCCUUCAGGGCCGAGUAUGCCAAAUCAGGGAGGGCAGGUUGCAAGCAAUGUCGUGGAAAUAUCUCCAAGGACUCACUGAGGCUGGCUAAGCUGGUACAGAGCGCGUUCUUUGAUGGCAAACAGACCAACUGGUACCACUUUGGAUGCUUUUUCAAGAAUGCGACCAUGAAGUCAGUCAACGAAGUGUCUGGUUUCAGCUCCCUGCGAUGGGACGAUCAAGAGAAGAUUAAGAAGAAGAUUUCAGGGGCAGCGAUGGAUGUCCCCGAUGGUGCCGCCCCCUCUGAUAAAGGGAAGGGGAAGGGGAAAGCAGCGAAACGAAAGACAACUCGUAGCGACCUACAAGUGGAGUAUGCAAAGUCUGGGAGAAGCAAUUGCAAGAGCUGUAACUCCCAGAUCGCUAAGGAUGAGAUCAGAAUUGCUAAGAUGAUACAGCCAGAUGCGGACCAGAAAAAGUUUGGAGGUCUCAUUCCAGCAUGGCACCAUGUCGAUUGUUUCUCUGACAAUCUGGAUGAUCUGGACGCAGUAGGUGUGGCAGCGGACGAGCUCUCAGGGUUCACCAAACUCAAGAAGGAGGAUAAAGAUGAACUGUUAUUGAAACUGAAACCAAAUUCUGCAACCAAAGGGAAAGGGAAGAAGCGGAAGUUGGAGGAUGCUCAGCCACCACCUGUCAAGAAGACAAAGGAGGAGCUGCAAGAUGAAAAGGCACUAAAGGUUCAAAGUGAGAUGAUUUGGAAGGUGAGAGACCAGCUCAAGGAGCAGCUUGGGAAGACAGACCUCCAACUCAUGCUCGAGGAUAACAACCAGAAGGUUCCUGUAGGGGAGAGCAAUCUGUUGGAUCGUUGUGCUAGUGGUAUGGUGUUCGGUGCGCUCCAGCCGUGCUCAGUGUGUGAGAGUGGUCAGUUGGUGGCCCGUAGCCACACCUACCAGUGCACAGGGAACAUGUCAGCAUGGACCAAAUGCAUCAACACCACGGAUGACCCAUCUCGCACAAAAUGGAUCAUUCCUGAGAGCCUCAAAGAGAUACCAUUUUUGUCUAAGUACAAAUACAAGGCGCGUAAGAGGGUCUUUAGUAAGGACUCUACUCCAUCACAGUCACAGUCCUUUACCAUGGAUGCUUCCAUGGAUACUACUGAUGGCCCCGGUCCAUCACAGCCGUCUGAUAGCAAGAAGACAGUUGAAGUUCCUCUGAAAGGUUUCACGGUGAUAAUUAUUGGUCGUCUGAGUCAAAGUAAGCCGAAGCUGACUCAGCUCAUUGAAAGUCUCGGAGGGAGGGUCGUCUCCAAGGUUACAGACAACACCACCAUCUGUAUUAGUAGCGAAGCUGAGUUAGAAAAAAUGAGCUCUCGAAUGGUGGAAGUGGAAGACAGUGAUGUUCCAGUGGUGAGUGAGGACUAUCUGGAAGAGGCGGGUAAAGGAGCGGCCCUCCUCAAGAUCCCCUCACAUACAAUCAGCGACUGGGGGGCACCGAGACACUCCCUCCCUUCAUCAGAGUACACUGACGGGGGAAAGUCAUUCAAGUCACAAGGUCCGAGCAAGGUCAAGGUGAUGGUAAAGGGUGGUGCUGCAGUGGACCCUGAUUCAGAGCUGGAGGGGUCACACCACGUACUGGAGGAGAGGGGUGUGGUCUGGAAUGCUGUACUUGGAUUGGUCGAUGUCAUAAGAGGCACUAACUCGUACUACAAGCUGCAGCUGCUCGAAGGAGACUCCAGCAAGAACUACUAUGUGUUCAGAUCGUGGGGUCGUGUGGGGACCACCAUAGGAGGCUCAAAGACAGAGAGUUUUGGAGCCUCCAAACCUGCUGCCAAGAAGCACUUUGAGCUCCUCUACCAAGACAAGACAGGCAAUUCAUGGGGCACCAGUAAAGAGAGCUUUGUUAAGAGGCCUAGCAAGUUCUACCCCCUGGAGAUAGACUAUGGUGGUGAUGAGGACACUGGGCAACAGCUUGGAAUUGCUCCUGGUUCAAAGUCCACACUGGCCCCUGAGAUACAAGAUCUCAUUCGAAUGAUAUUUGAUGUGGAGAGCAUGAAGAAAGCUAUGCUCGAGUUUGAGAUUGAUAUGAAGAAGAUGCCUUUGGGCAAGUUGUCACGGCGACAGAUAGAGAGUGCAUAUUCUGUCCUUUCUGAGCUACAACGAGAGAUAGUUGGGACUCAGAAUCCGAGCAAAAUCCUCGACUGUACUAACAGAUUCUACACUCUAGUACCACAUGACUUUGGCAUGACAAAACCACCCCCACUGAACUCAGAGGAGGUUAUAAAGAUAAAGACACAAAUGUUGGAUAAUCUACUGGAGAUUGAGGUGGCCUACUCGCUACUGAAACAGGAGGAUGGUGUGAGUGGAGGGAAGGACCCACUGGACCUGCAUUAUGAGCAGCUCAAGACCAAGAUGGAUGUGCUGCCCAAGGGCUCUGAUGAGUUCUCAAUGCUGCAGGAGUAUGUGUCCAACACUCACGCUGUCACCCACUCUCAGUACUCACUGGAGGUGCUGGAGGUGUUCAAAGUGGACAGAGAAGGGGAGGGGAAGAAAUACAAACUAUUCUCAAAGCUGCAUAACAGACAGCUACUCUGGCACGGCUCCAGGAAGACCAACUUUGUGGGAAUACUAUCCCAGGGUCUUCGAAUAGCUCCACCAGAGGCGCCUGUGACUGGCUACAUGUUUGGGAAGGGGGUGUAUUUUGCAGACAUGGUCUCCAAGAGUGCCAAUUACUGUAGCACCUCUCGCUCUGACAACGAGGGACUCAUGCUCCUCUGUGAGGUUGCCCUCGGAGACAUGUAUGAGCUGACCCACUCCAAGUAUGUAGACAAGCUGCCAGCUGGUAAGCACAGUACCAAGGGUCUGGGUCGGACCGCCCCCACUACUGACGGCCACAAGACCACUGAGGAGGGUGUGGUCAUCCCCAUGGGCAAGGGCUCCUCCACAGCCGUCGACAAUACCUCACUACUGUAUAAUGAGUAUCCUAUUCAUUGUUCAUUGUGUAUGAUGUGAGUCAGAUAAGAAUCAAGUACCUGCUCAAAAUGAACUUCAAGUACAAGUGGUAGCUAGAGACUCUUGGACUUGUGUUACACUUAGUUUCUAUCUUUGUCUUUUUGGUGUCAUUGUGUUGUGUUCCCUUGAGGUCACCUUAAUUAUCAUGGUUACUAAUUGUUGA
Halichondria panicea is the source of this 3259-nucleotide messenger RNA. RefSeq names its product poly [ADP-ribose] polymerase 1-like. Gene Ontology annotation, biological process: double-strand break repair; protein poly-ADP-ribosylation. The coding region runs from base 94 to 3096 and encodes 1000 amino acids. Gene Ontology annotation, cellular component: nucleolus; nucleus. The record is from RefSeq and is a predicted model, not a curated record. NCBI's taxonomy places the organism in Eukaryota, Metazoa, Porifera, Demospongiae, Suberitida, Halichondriidae. The transcript is spliced from 15 exons. Gene Ontology annotation, molecular function: NAD+ poly-ADP-ribosyltransferase activity; DNA binding; zinc ion binding.